AUGGUUAUUCAAACUAAAAAGACAACAGUGCAGGUGCAGUUCCUAAUUCUCUUUACAUUCCCCAAAGUAUUGAACAUUUUAAUUGUAAAUAAGGUAAACAGCAUGGCUGAAGUGAAAAAUGAAUCUGAAGAAGAGGAAUUUUUAGUUUACGCAGAAUUUGAAGACACUGUAAACAUUGAAAAAUAUCGAACUGUUCAUAUACUGGGUGUUGAUGGAAAUAAUCCUAUUAUGCAAAUGGAUGACACGUUUUUUACAGGUAAAUAUGACAACGCACUAGGAACGUUUAUGUUUUUCGAAGAAGAUCCAGACCCGAAAUCGGAAGACUCGUUAUUUGAUAAAUUACCUGAGAAAAAUCUGAAAUAUGUUUGUAAGACAGGAAAAUUACUGACCAUGGAACAUGCUUAUGUUACUCCUAAAGAAGGCCAUGAUCUCCAAAACAUGAAACUAGAAGUAGAAGAUAACAUAGAACCAAUAAAUUUUAAAACAUUACAAGAAGCUAUUGAAAAGUUUAAGAGUCAUUUCGAAGAAGAAUCAAAAACAGAAGUCAUAGAUUAA
Spodoptera littoralis (African cotton leafworm) is the source of this 555-nucleotide messenger RNA. The record is from the annotation of a GenBank genome assembly. Lineage: Eukaryota; Metazoa; Arthropoda; Insecta; Lepidoptera; Noctuidae.